Ostertagia ostertagi is the source of this 474-nucleotide messenger RNA. The record is from the annotation of a GenBank genome assembly. NCBI's taxonomy places the organism in Eukaryota, Metazoa, Nematoda, Chromadorea, Rhabditida, Trichostrongylidae.
AUGGAUGACGGGAAUUCUUCCGAUGAGGAGGCUGCGGGUGGAAGAGAAGCCGAUGCUGCGGAACAAAGACUACAUAACAGACACUUAGAUGAUGCAGCAGAGUAUGAAGGCGAGGAAGAAGAUCGUGGCCAAGUUGAAAACGAUGACGAAGAUAAACAGAAUGAGAUUCAAGAAGAGAACGAGGACAGCGAGAGGGAGGAGGGUGAUGAAGACGAGGAUGCUGAAGCGCACAGGGAAGCGGCUAUUCAGGAGCGGAAGAAAAGCGCUGACGAACGGAUUAAAAUCAAGAGAUCAAUCAACAAAAAUGAUGUCAUUUUACAGUUUGUCAUAUCACAAUCGAAUCUCAUUGUUGACUACAAAGAGGUGGAAAAGUUCAUCGUCCAUCAAACACCUGGUAUAGAACGCUGUAUCGAAACAGAAGAGAUGGUGAACGAUGUGCCAACAAAGUUUUUACAAACACAGGGCAUCAAUCUU